Molecule: messenger RNA, 2063 nt
Organism: Vanrija pseudolonga
Lineage: Eukaryota; Fungi; Basidiomycota; Tremellomycetes; Trichosporonales; Trichosporonaceae
Product: Lactose permease
Exons: 5
Coding region: 323-1963 (546 amino acids)
Biological process (GO): transmembrane transport; carbohydrate transport
Cellular component (GO): membrane
Molecular function (GO): carbohydrate:proton symporter activity
Source: RefSeq, a predicted model, not a curated record
CACCUCCUUCUCACUCACCGACCCCGACACCCCCCUCAGAGUUAGGUUAGUUCCUCCGCGCAAGCAGGAGAAGCGGCAGCAGCAACAAGAGCUGGCUGCGCUGGCCCCCUACCACCACCAUGUGACCCGCACAACGUAAAAUGGACUCUUUUCAUCAUCAUCAACCAGACGUACAUCAUCUUUGAAGACCCCGACGUGGCUGGCCCACGGUCUUCGAGAUGGCAACACGGGUGCCGGACUUCCGCCUGAUGAGGUCUCCGCUGUUUAGCGGAGCACCUCGCGGAGUUUGUGCUGAGAUGAAACCGUUGAGCGGACCAGGAUAAUGCCUGCGUCGCAAGUUGCCUCUCCCCCCGCGUUAAACGCUCACCCUGGUCUCGUAAAGCCCAGUAUGCAGGACUGGCACACCAUCCCGAACGUCCGCGACACGCUGCCAUGGUACAAGGACAAGGGCCGCCUCCAGCUCAACUUCUUCUUGAGCAUCAUCUUCGUCGGCAUGACGCUUAACGGCUACGACGGCACCCUUAUCUCUGGUCUGCAGUCCUUCGACUCAUGGCGCUCCGACCUCGGCAUUGAUGAGAGCGGCAACGCUGGCGCUCUCGUCGGCCUUCUCAACGCCGCAGGCAUGAUUUCGGGCUUUGUCGUCGGCCCCGUCAUCUGCUGGAUUGACGAGACCUUUGGCCGCAAGUGGGGUAUCCGAUUCUACGGCUACACGCUUCUUAUCGGUACCGUGCUCAGCUGCCUGGCUGGUAUCCACGGCGUGCACGGCCUCAAGGGCUACGCCAUCUUCAUUGUCGGCCGCUUCAUCCAGGGCUUUGGCCUUGCGUCCUUCCUCAUGACUUCGCUCGUCAUCGUGCAGGAGAUCCCGCACCCACGCUCGCGUGCGCAGAUCGCGGCCAGCUGGGACUCUUACUGGAUCCUCGGUAGCGUCGUCGCCUCGUGGGUCAACUUCGGCUGCUCGUACAUCUCCACAUCGUGGGGCUGGCGCAUCCCCUACCUCAUCCAGAUCCCGAUGGCGCUCUACGUCCUCAUCGCGGUCCAGUUCGUGCCCGAGACGCCGCGCUUCCUCAUGGGCCAGGGCAAGGAGGAGGAGGCGUUCAAGUUCCUCGUCGACUACCACGGCAACGGCGACCCCAACGACCCGCUCGUCAUUUUCGAGUUUGACGAGAUGAAGAACGCUAUCGAGAAGGAGCGCGCUGCCAAGGCGAAGGAGUGGAAGGUCAUCCUCAAGAGCCCCGCCAACCGCCACCGUCUCUUCCUCGCCGCGCUCAUGACCAACCUCGUUGUCAUGUCGGGCUCGUCCAUCGUCUACUACUACUACACCGUCGUCUUCAGCCAGGUCGGCAUCAACGGUGCGACGCAGCAGACCGGCAUCUACGCUGGCCUCAGUAUCUUCACCUGGAUCUGCCAGAUCGUGGCCGUCUACGUCGGCAAGCACGUCGGCCGCAAGACCAUCAUCCUGUCCUGCUGGCCACUCAUGCUCCUCGCUUUCGUCGGCCUCUGCGCCUGUGGUGGUGUGUAUGAGAAGGCUGUGGACGGAAACCGCUCCGCCGGCAUCGCGACCGUCGCUCUCGUUUGGAUCUACCUCGGCACCUUCAACUUUGCCAACCCCGUCCUGUACUCGUACCCGGCUGAGGUGCAGACCUUCUCGAUGCGCUCCAAGGGCCUGCUUGUCUGGAACACGGUCACGCAGCUCCAGGGUGUCUACACGACGUUUGUCGACUCGGUCGCCCUCAACAAGAUCGGCUACAAGUACUACGCCGUCUACAUGCCGCUCAUCAUCAUCCAGUGGUUCCUCGUCAAGUACUUCAUGGUCGAGACGAAGGGCUACACACUCGAGGAGGUGGCUCUGGCCUUCGACUCGCGCGAGAGCCUGCUGGGCAGUGUGCCUGUUGUCGAGCGCCAGCCCCGCGCCGGUGAGGAGGCGACGCUCUCGGGCAACGACGUCAAGAAGGACGACAAGUAGGACGUAGAAACGCCCAGGCGUCAUCGCUGUUCAUAAAAGCUUCUUGCCCAUGGCACUAUCGUGCUCAUUAUACUUGAAUGCAUCUGCUGGCUUGCACACA